Messenger RNA from Jatropha curcas, 1580 nucleotides. RefSeq names its product glycosyltransferase BC10. Gene Ontology annotation, molecular function: glycosyltransferase activity. Gene Ontology annotation, cellular component: membrane. The record is from RefSeq and is a predicted model, not a curated record. NCBI's taxonomy places the organism in Eukaryota, Viridiplantae, Streptophyta, Magnoliopsida, Malpighiales, Euphorbiaceae.
CAUUUCUACAGGUUUGAACCCAAACGGCCACGUUUUCAUUUUCUCUUUUCCCAUUCUUGUUCGCUUCAUUGAGCUUCGACAAAGAAAAGAAACGCCAGCAUUUAGCAUGUACAGCUCUUUCUUUCCAUGUUAGUCUCUUACCAUCAAUUCCAUCACAUUCAAUGAAGAACCAUGACGAAGAAAGCCCAACCGAUACCCGUACGCCACGUCAUUUGGUUCGGCUGGAAGCUCGUCCUCUUCCUUUCUGUCACUCUCUGCGUCUUCGCUCUUCUAAGACUCCAUUUUCAAUCCGAUUUCUCGUCUCAGACUUCUACCUUUUAUCGCCCGAGAUCUCGAAUUUCUCGCCGUAGCUUCGAGUUCGUCGGUCCUCCUAAGUUGGCCUUUCUUUUUCUCGUCUGCAAAGACCUGCCUCUCGAUUUCCUCUGGGGAAGCUUCUUCGAGAAUGCCGACGUGGCUAAUUUCUCCAUUUUUAUUCACUCGGCGCCUGGUUUUGAGUUCGACGAGUCAACAACACGGUCGCAUUUCUUCUACGGUCGGCAGUUAAAGAAUAGUAUCCAGGUAGUCUGGGGAGAGUCGAGUAUGAUUGAAGCAGAGAGGUUGUUGCUUGCAGCUGCUUUGGAAGAUCCGGCAAAUCAAAGAUUCGUGCUUCUCUCUGACAGCUGUGUUCCCCUGUACAACUUUAGCUACAUAUACGGCUACUUGAUGGCUUCUCAUAGGAGUUUUGUGGACAGCUUUAUUGAAACAAAAGGAGAGCGCUACAACCCGAAAAUGUCGCCUAUCAUACAAAAAAAGAAAUGGCGAAAAGGAUCCCAGUGGAUCACCUUAGUGAGAAGUCAUGCAGAGAAGAUUGUAGAUGAUGAGGUUAUAUUUCCAGUCUUUAAGAAACAUUGCAAGCUGGGCCUACCUCCAGAUGCCGUCAAGAGAAAAGUGUUUAUUAUCGAGAAACUUAAAAAGCUGGAGACCUGUAUUGCUGAUGAACACUACGUGCCAACAUUGCUUUCGGUGGCUGGGCUGGAAGGUGAACUUGAAAGAAGAACUUUGACCUAUACUGUGUGGAAUCAGUCUCUGGCAAAAAUGGAAACUAAAGGUUGGCAUCCUAUCACAUUCACCUAUGCAAAUGCAAGCCCUAAAAAGAUCAAUGAAAUAAAGGCUAUCAACCAUGUAUACUAUGAGACCGAGUACCGGACAGAAUGGUGCCGCACUAACUCAACAUCUGUUCCCUGUUUCCUUUUUGCAAGGAAGUUUUCUAGGGGAGCUGCCAUGCGCCUUUUGAGUGAGGGCGUGGUUGGUCCCUUUGAUGCCUCAGCAUUAUUGGCUUCAUCCAACUGAUCAUAGUGGCCUGUUCUCCGAUAGCAAUCUUUAGCUGUCAACUGACUUGCUCUGAAGUAUUGAUGAGACUGCAGGUGGAGCGCCUGUACAUUAUACAGUUGUAUACAUAGAUAGAUACAAAUACUGAUAAUUUUUAUUGACAGUAUUGCAACUGUAGCGGCUAUUUGAUUAAUCCUAUAGAAAAUUUAGCUGGAACAUCAUUUUCAUUAUAAUGUUACAUUCAUCUGGGAAAAAUUCCCUUGCAUUCAAAA